CGACAAGCGCGAUGAAGGCCGGCGCGACCACCGGACGCUGCUGGUCGUGCUCCAGAGCAUGCUCGGCAUGGAGAUCACGAUCGAGCUCAAGACGGAGCACGUGCUCACGGGCAUGGUCGAGGAAGUGAGCCAAGGCAUGGACGUGCGCUUGAGCCACGUGCGCCAAGUCGGACCCACGGGAAAGGUGCUGGACCUCGACGAGCUCUUUGUGAUGGGCCGAAUGAUCCUCUACGUGCACAUCCCCGACCGGAUUCACAUCAACACGCACAUGAAGGACUACGUGCACAUGGUUGAGCGCAACAAGAAGAUGUACAAGCGCGCGGUGCGCAAGCCGACACUGGUCAAGCCAAACACAUAAUUUUUACGCAAGUUAUUCAUCCAGA
Saprolegnia parasitica CBS 223.65 is the source of this 383-nucleotide messenger RNA. RefSeq lists its product as hypothetical. Gene Ontology annotation, cellular component: cytoplasmic U snRNP body; nuclear body. The record is from RefSeq and is a predicted model, not a curated record. Lineage: Eukaryota; Oomycota; Saprolegniomycetes; Saprolegniales; Saprolegniaceae. Gene Ontology annotation, biological process: mRNA 3'-end processing by stem-loop binding and cleavage. Gene Ontology annotation, molecular function: histone pre-mRNA DCP binding; U7 snRNA binding. The transcript is spliced from 5 exons. Bases 59 to 358 code for a protein of 99 amino acids.